Molecule: messenger RNA, 564 nt
Organism: Daphnia carinata
Lineage: Eukaryota; Metazoa; Arthropoda; Branchiopoda; Diplostraca; Daphniidae
Product: cuticle protein 19-like
Exons: 3
Coding region: 57-455 (132 amino acids)
Cellular component (GO): extracellular matrix
Source: RefSeq, a predicted model, not a curated record
UGAAAAAUGUCACCAGUUGCUCCCCGAUUCCAUCAGCCAAAACUUCUUCCUCCGCCAUGCAGGUUCAAACUGUCAUCAUCUUCGUUUCAUUGGCUGGCGUUUUCACUGCUGGGCAAGAGCAGGCACAGUACGAAAGUGUUUCAGCCAAGCCUUCUUAUGAGCAACAGCAAGCUCCAAUGCCGCAUUCCUUUGCGUGGGCCGUGAAGGACGAGCCGAGCAAGAACGACUAUUCGCACCAACAGGAAAGCGAUGGCAAGGUGACUACCGGCUCUUACCGUGUCGCUUUGCCCGAUGGCCGCACACAGAUCGUCACAUACAGGGCCGAUGAAAACGGUUACGUUGCUGAUGUCAAGUACGAAGGCGAGGCUCGCUAUCCGGAAUACAAGCCUUCGUCGUACAGCAAGCCAACGGAAUCCUAUGCCAAGGCGUCCAAACCAGAAAACCGCUCCGUUUAACAGUUGAAAACAUGCGGAAUUGACUUGUACUAUAAUGUGAGUUCUCAAACGAAGUUUGUCUUUUUCUGAAGUUCAAUGUUCCAUUGGUUGUAAGUAAACUCCUGUGAUA